Molecule: messenger RNA, 6013 nt
Organism: Ctenopharyngodon idella (grass carp)
Lineage: Eukaryota; Metazoa; Chordata; Actinopteri; Cypriniformes; Xenocyprididae
Product: protein mono-ADP-ribosyltransferase PARP6
Exons: 27
Coding region: 1227-3143 (638 amino acids)
Biological process (GO): endoplasmic reticulum unfolded protein response
Cellular component (GO): endoplasmic reticulum tubular network; intracellular anatomical structure; nuclear envelope
Molecular function (GO): protein serine/threonine kinase activator activity; kinase binding; NAD+ poly-ADP-ribosyltransferase activity
Source: RefSeq, a predicted model, not a curated record
UUAAUGAAUGCAGUGCACGCCUUGAUAAUGAAAAUAUGGCUUCUGUCCACAGGAAACAAACUGCGUGAGCGUUCAGCGGCUCUCUGAAGAUCAAAUAUAAUCAUCAUCAGUGCUCACACAAGUGGCUGUGGUCUAGUCAUGGAGUGGCGGAUGCGCUUUGGGUCACGUCCCGCCUCUGCGUCACAUUCCCCGCCAGCAGAGACUCCCGCACGAGGUGCGCGCACGUAACAUUCCAAUUUGAAUGAAUUCAAAAUGAAUGACGGUUACUGAUCAACUGUCAAAAUUGAAAAUAUAGACGACGAUGAAUGCUUAAAGAUGGCUAGUCAGCGGAAAACGCAGUGAAAUAUACGUGUAAACACGGUUAAUUGUGGAAAAAGGGGAAUAAACGAACUUUUACCGGAUGAAUUACAAAAAACAACAGCACAAAAACGAUUUAAAAAUCUUUACAAAGCUCAGAUAUUAUCCACAGAGUCUGGUCAGGUGAAGGCAAGAUAAUAGCAGCAUUCAUUCCAGUCAUGUGAAAAAUCAGCAUCAAGGUGAAGGUGUCAGACUCACCUGCUCUCCACGACGACCCCGCCGCUGCUGCUGCUCCCGCUGCCCAUGCUGUCCGCUGCUCACCUGACGGCCGCUCACUCACUGACCGCUCUCAGCUCACCUGCUGCGUGUCCUUGUGCUCCUCGCCCACCUCCAGAGGAUGGCAGGAUAUGAGACAGCACCGUGUCUCCAUUAGAGACGUGAGUCAUGCAGUCGAGGACAUGUUGGAUAAUGGCUUAUCUCUCUCUCUCUCUCUCUCUGGAGGUCAUUGUGUAAAGCGAGGCUCUUAAUGAGCUGUAGGUCACAUGACUCCCUCUGCUGGCUCUCACUGAGCAUGCUCAGUUCACUGUGUUGUCAGGCAAAAAUAAGAGAGCACUAGAAGCAGAUCUGCAAUAGAUAAACACACGGCGGAGCAAGAGAUGGAGCAUUAAAAUGGAGGAUUGCUGCUAGCGCACAGUGACGCUGUCAUAUCAGAUGGUUUGUGCGCGCUGUCUUUAUUUAUUCAUCUGCAUCACGGUGGUGUCGUGUUGGAGGAGAAGGAGCCGUCGGGCUGGUGGCGCUCGCUCCAUCCUCUGAAGAAAGCGAACAGCUCAUCUUUCUGUCUCCCGUCGUCCCAGAGUGCCUGUUGUUUUGCUGAAAUGGAUCAGAAAAGCUUCGUCCUGUCGGAAACACGUCUGUGAACACCGGAGCCAAUGGAUAUUAAAGGCCAGUGCUGGACGGAUGAAGAAUCGGAUGGAGAGAAUGAAUCGGAGCAGUUCCUGUACGGUAUUCAGGGGAGCUGUGCAGCUGACCUGUACCGUCACCCGCAGCUGGACGCGGAUAUCGAGGCUGUAAAAGACAUCUACACGGACAGCGCUGUGUCCGUCAGAGAGUAUGGCACGAUCGAUGAUGUGGACAUCGACCUGCAAAUCAACAUCAGCUUCUUGGAUGAGGAGGUGGCGACCGCGUGGAAGGUGAUCCGUACGGAGCCCAUUGUCUUACGCCUUCGUUUCUCUCUUUCACAGUACCUGGAUGGACCAGAACCAUCGGUGGAGGUGUUUCAGCCAUCUAAUAAAGAAGGAUUCAGUUUGGGACUUCAACUAAAGAAGAUCCUCAGCACGUUCACGUCCCAACAGUGGAAGCACCUCAGUAAUGAGUUCCUCAAAGCCCAGCAGGAGAAACGACACAGCUGGUUCAAAGCUGGAGGAACCAUCAAGAAAUUCCGUGCCGGAUUGAGUAUCUUCUCCCCGAUCCCCAAGUCUCCCAGUUUCCCCCUGAUCCAGGACACAGUGUUGAAAGGCAAACUGAGCGUGCCGGAGCUCAGAGUCACCCGGCUCAUGAACCGCUCCAUCUCCUGUACCAUGAAGAACCCCAAGGGCGAGCUGUUCAGCUACCCUCCGAACAGCCAGACUGUGGCUGUCCCGGCGGGCAGGGCCCCUGCGCAGAUUACCACCCGCCAGCUGAUUGAGUUGUUUUUCUCAUCCCAGGCGGGCGGACACUGCAAGAACAUCCCCACGCUGGAGUACGGCUUCCUCGUGCAGAUAAUGAAAUACUCUGAGCAGCGGAUCCCCACUCUGAACGAGUACUGUGUGGUUUGUGACGAGCAGCACGUCUUUCAGAACGGAUCCAUGCUGAAGCCCGCGGUGUGCACGAGAGAGCUGUGCGUGUUUUCCUUCUACACUCUGGGUGUGAUGUCAGGAGCGGCUGAAGAAGUUGCCACAGGCGCUGAGGUGGUGGACCUGCUGGUGGCCAUGUGUCGAGCCGCUCUGGAGUCGCCCCGCAAAAGCAUCAUCUUUGAGCCCUACCCAUCCGUGGUCGACCCCAAUGACCCCAAAACACUCGCAUUCAACCCGAAGAAGAAGAAUUAUGAGCGUCUGCAGAAAGCUUUAGACAGUGUGAUGUCUAUUCGAGAAAUGACGCAGGGCUCGUAUCUGGAAAUUAAGAAGCAGAUGGAUAAACUGGAUCCUCUGGCUCAUCCGUUACUGCAGUGGAUCAUAUCCAGUAACAGGUCUCAUAUUGUGAAGCUGCCACUCAGUAGGCAGCUGAAGUUCAUGCACACGUCGCAUCAGUUCCUGCUGUUGAGCAGUCCGCCAGCGAAAGAAGCUCGAUUUCGCACCGCUAAGAAACUCUACGGGAGCACCUUCGCCUUUCAUGGUUCCCAUAUUGAGAACUGGCACUCGGUUCUGAGAAAUGGACUGGUCAAUGCCUCUUAUACUAAACUGCAGCUGCAUGGAGCAGCGUAUGGGAAGGGCAUCUAUCUGAGCCCCAUAUCCAGUAUUUCCUUUGGAUACUCAGGAAUGGGGAAGGGACAGCAUCGCAUGCCCACUAAAGAUGAACUCGUCCAGCGUUAUAAUCGAAUGAACACAAUGCCACAGCAGAGUCGGCCGAUACAGUCGCGUUUCCUCCAGAGCAGGAAUUUGAACUGCAUCGCUCUCUGUGAAGUGAUCACAUCAAAAGACCUGCAGAAACAUGGAAACAUCUGGGUGUGUCCGGUGUCUGACCACGUCUGCACACGCUUCUUCUUUGUGUAUGAGGACGGUCAGGUGGGAGACGCUAAUAUUAACACACAGGAGCCUAAGAUCCAGAAGGAAAUCAUGCGCGUCAUCGGCACCCAGAUCUACUCCAGCUGAACGGAUCGGUUUCCUGCAGAGACGGUCGAGACGGACACAUUUCCGGGCGGAAACAGAGAAGUGCCCGGCAUCUCUCUCUCCUGCCCGCUGUCGUUCCUCGACUCUAUUCCAUCUAUACUUUCUUUUUAGUAUGGGAUGCGGGUCUCCUCCGGUGUGGAUUUCCCGUGUGGGGCGGAUGAGCGACCCUCCGUUUAGAUGAGAUGAAGGAAAACUCCACACACGCUUUUAUCGAGUGCAAUAAGCCCCGCCCACGACCCUUUCUGACCUCUGAGUUGAGCUGCCGUCAGUCAAAAGCAGAUAAGCGCCUGAUUGGAGGAGACGUCGGCCAACAAAACUGUUCUGAUUUUCUCUCGCUCGAACUCUUUUUCAUAUCAGUUCCAAUCUGUUUGACGGAUCACUAAAUAUCCAUAAACAUGAAAAACAAAAAAAGUCAUUUAAAAAUGUUUUUCCAUCUCUGGAUAGUAAAUGAUGAAUCUUUGUGCAUUCUUAUUGUGUUUGUAAGACGUUAUCCGCUGCUUUUUCUGACUGAUGACACGUAUUAAUAUCCCAGAUGUAUUUAUCUCUGAGUUUCCUGCUGAAAUCAAUUUCCUGUCUUUUGUUCCUCAGCUCGCUGAGCUCCGCUUACACGCGUACAAGCGCUCGGCGUGAUUUAUCGCGGAACAGAACAUGGAUGAGAGGACAGGGACACGUCGUUACUCAUCUUUAUGCUUUUAUCUUCUGGAUGGCGCCGUCUGCGGCUUCUGAACCGGCGGGAAAGCGCGAGGUUUAGGGCCCUUCAGUGAUGUCAUCUGUCCUGUGGAACAAACUAAAGCAGACGCGUCAGAGGCUUUUAGUUCUGCUGUCAAUUCUCAGACAUUCCUGAGUGCUUGUGGGUAAUUUCCACAAAGCUUACCUGCAGUCAAACGUUUGGACAUUCUUCAUUCCGACACUUUUCCACGUGUUAUAAUAGUAAACUGAUGCAAACCGGGAAUGAUGUAGGGAUCAAAACAUGUGACACAAAUUAAAACAGAGUUGAGAUAAUCUCUUUUUCCCUAUUGUGACAUAUAUUCAUGUGUAAUGAUAUGCACGGAUAAAUAAUUUAUAAUAAAUACUGCAAAAUUCCAUAAAAAUAAGAAUUGUCGGUAACACUUUACAAUAAGCCUCCAUUAACUAACAAUGAGCAUUGCAUUUGUUACAGUAUUUAUUCAUCUUUGUUAACGUUAGAUAAUAAAAGUACAUGUUUUCAUUGCUAGCUCAUGUUCUAAAUAAUAAAUAUUUUCUAAAAUAACUAAUAUAGUUAACUAAUGUUGACAAAUGAACACUCCGGGUUAAAAACAACCCAAAAUGGGUUGAAAAUGGACAAAUCCAGUGACUGGGUUGUUUUAACUCAGCGGAACUGAGUUGUUUUAACCCAACGCUUGGGCUACUUUAACCCAGCGAUUGGUUGCUUUAACCCAACAAUUGGGUUGUUUUAAUCCAUUGGUUGGGUUGUUUUUAACCCAGCGAUUGGGUUGUUUUAACCCAGCGAUUGGUUGCUUAACCCAACAAUUGGGUUGUUUUAAUACAUCGGUUGGGUUGUUUUAACCCGGCAAUUGGUUGUUUUAACCCAUCGGUUGGGUUGUUUUAACCCAGCAAUGGGUUGUUUUAACCCAGUGAUUGCAUUGUUUUAACCCAACGAUUGGUUGUUUUAACCCAGCAGGAUUGAGUUGUUUUAACCCAACGCUUGGGCUAUUUUAACCCAGCGAUUGGUUGCUUUAACCCAACAAUUGGGUUGUUUUAACCCAUCGGUUGGGUUGUUUUUAACCCAGCGAUUGGGUUGUUUUAACCCAGCGAUUGGUUGCUUAACCCAACAAUUGGGUUGUUUUAACCCAUUGGUUGAGUUGUUUUAACCCAACGAUUGGUUGUUUUAACCCAGCAGGAUUGAGUUGUUUUAACCCAAUGGUUGGGUUGUUUUGACCCAGCGGUUGGGUUAAAUGUUUGAUCAUCCUGCUGGGCAGUUUUAUUCAACCCAGCUAUUGUUUAAAAAUGGCUAUAUGGCUGACUUAAAAUAAACCCAAAAUAUGUUGGAAAUUAAAAAUCAGACACAUAAUUACUAGAAGCAACAAUAAUAAUCAAAAGGUGAACAUUUAUUAAUAAGCAAUUUAAUAAAUGUUUAUUGUUUAGUUAUUAUUCAUUAAACUUAUUAAUAAAUGUUAACUUCCAACCUAUUUUGGGUUCAUUUUAAGCCAGCGAUAUAUAGUAAUUUUUAAACAACAGUUGGGUUGAUUAAAACUACCCAUCAGGUUGGUCAAACAUUUAACUCAACCGCUGGGUUUGUCCAUUUUCAACCCAACUUGGGUUGUUUUUAACCCAGCAUUUUUUAGAGUGAACCUUUUUGUAAAGUGUUACCAAAAAAAAUGUAAAGAAAUUCAUAUAUAUUCUCAGUUUAUUUUUGUCUGCAAAACGAAUGUCAGUCAUUUAAGCAGAUGCUUUUCGAUCAGAAGGUCUUUAGGAGAACUGCAAACAUAAAUUCAGUCUUUAACGUCCAAACGUUUGAUUGCCGGCGUAUCUCGUGUGUUUUGACUGUAUUCUGUUGCUCUGGAACGGUUGUAAGAUUGUAUUUUGUGGCGUUUUUGACACGGCCUGCGUCUGAUUCUCUCUAAUGCACCUUUUCUGCUCGACUCUGUCAGACGUGCAGGCGUGAUGCGGUCAGGUGUAGAUCUUCACUGUAAAUAAUCUAUAUGUGAGUGGUGUGAUUGGACAGGAGGAAUGUUUUCAGGAUGCUCUCUGGAUCUUGUUUCUGUUGUCAGACCUGUCGGAUCUCCUGGUCUUCGGUCAUGCUGUAUGAACUGCGAUUGUACAGGUGGAAUUAAUGCUGAACAAUAAAUAAAAGGAGGUUUUGCACAAUUUUA